Messenger RNA from Lobosporangium transversale, 1131 nucleotides. RefSeq lists its product as hypothetical. Bases 120 to 1091 code for a protein of 323 amino acids. Gene Ontology annotation, biological process: phospholipid transport; mitochondrion organization. Gene Ontology annotation, cellular component: ERMES complex; endoplasmic reticulum. NCBI's taxonomy places the organism in Eukaryota, Fungi, Mortierellomycota, Mortierellomycetes, Mortierellales, Mortierellaceae. The transcript is spliced from 5 exons. Gene Ontology annotation, molecular function: lipid binding. The record is from RefSeq and is a predicted model, not a curated record.
UUAACAAAUAGAUUCCCUCCUCCUCCAUUCCUUUUCACUUGACUUGCUACAUCAUUCAUUUGUCUUUUGACGGAUCGAGAAUAAAUAACUAGGAAAUCAGGAUUCUUGAUCACUCUGCCAUGGCCAAGCAUGUCCAGGUGUUGGCACCUGACGGUCAGGACUAUCUGAUCGAGAUUGCCAAGCACUUUGACAGAGUUUCUGCAGCACAGCACUAUAAUUCGUCAGGUAUGUCCUUUACAACAGGACUACUCCUUGGACAACUGAGCGUUGUCCUGCUUGUCAUUGUUUGUUUCAAAUAUCUUUUACUGGAAGAUGUCCGAUAUGGGCGCAAGCCUCGCUCAUUCUCGAACAGAGGUGUGUCUAUCCCAGCACCGCCAACAAAGCCAUCACUGCCGUCGACUACAACAAUCUUAAAUAAAACUCUUUAUGAUAUUUAUGAUCACCCUCCUGAAUCAUUGGACUGGAUGAGCGUUUUACUAGCACAGGCGAUUGCUCAAUACAGAGAUGACUCUAAAGUCAACAACAGACUGAUCAAAGCGCUAGCAGAAGCCUUGAAUGGGGGAGUUCGACCAGACUGGGUGGGGCACAUUCGCGUGACAGAGUUAAACCUGGGCGAAGACUUUCCUGUCUUGAGCAGGGCCAGAAUUCGACCAGCAGAUCAACCAGCGGGCAGUGUGAGAGCAGAAAUUGACAUUGAUUUUAAUGACCAGAUUAUGCUGGGUAUUGAAACAUCUGUGUUGAUCAAUUGGCCUCGGCCGAGGAUAGCAGCCUUGCCAGUAUCGCUUGUUCUCUCGGUUGUAAAAUUCCAAGCAACGAUAACAAUGCAGUUUAACACUAUUGAUGGACAGCAGCAUAUUUCAAUAUCGACCCUGCCAGAUUUUGAUCUAGAGUUUGGCGUACAGUCCCUGUUAGGCGCAAGGACAAAACUAGAGGAUGUACCCAAAGUAACAGAUCUAAUUACAUCUAAAUUGCGGGGAUUCUUCAUUGACAAGUGCGUGUAUCCUAAUGGUCGUGCCAUUGCGAUGCCUACGUUUUGGGCGAAGCGUGAUAUUUAUGCAAAAACUCAUAGUAGUAGCAGUUCGAAAAAGUAGCAGCAGUCACACAUACAAAGAUUAAAUAGCAUGUCCUGUA